Messenger RNA from Anopheles nili, 2012 nucleotides. RefSeq names its product serine protease inhibitor 28Dc-like. Lineage: Eukaryota; Metazoa; Arthropoda; Insecta; Diptera; Culicidae. The transcript has 2 exons. The coding region runs from base 32 to 1798 and encodes 588 amino acids. The record is from RefSeq and is a predicted model, not a curated record. Gene Ontology annotation, molecular function: serine-type endopeptidase inhibitor activity.
CGGUCAGAGAGGUAGCCUGCAGCGUCCCAGCAUGCUGAAUCAACCUCAAAAUCAGCCCGCCCUCAAGGCACCAACCACCAACACGCACCUGCUAUCGGACAGCGUAACCAACCUAGCUCAGCGGAUCGCUCGAGCCAUCUCGAACCAGAAAAGCAAGACGGAGAUCUUCUCACCCGUCAGCAUAGCGGGCGCACUGUCACUGCUGCUGCUGGGAUCCGGUGGCCAAACCCAACAGGAGCUGCUUGCCGUUAUGGGCCUUAACAAGGGACAGCUCUCGUUCCAGGAGAUCCAUAUCGGGUUCGGUCGGCUGUUUCAGGACCUGGUGUCGAACGAUCCAAGCCUCGAACCGUUGGUCACCUGGCGCUUGAAUGAUAAGUGCAACCGAGUUGAAGAGGACGAGUACGACGAUGAAUUCACACCUGCCCAGUCGCCGAGCAACACGACCGAAAUCCCGCCCGAUUACGAUCCAGCGGCGCAUGAAAUAUCGCUCGCCAACGGGAUUUUUGUGCUGCGCGAUUUUCCACUCAGCGAAUCGUACCGCAACCGAUCGAUGGUGCUGUACAACUCCGAGGUCCAACCGAUGGACUUCGAGCUGGAUGCGGUCGGUUCGACGAAGAAAAUCAACGGUUGGGUGAGCGAAAAAACGCACGGCAAGAUCCCGAACAUUCUGCCAUCGACGCUGUCCCCGAACACGGUCAUGGUGCUGGCCAGUGCGAUGUAUUUCCGCGCCCUGUGGGCGGAAACGUUCAUCGACGGUGCGACGAAACCGCGCGAAUUUUUCCCAAAUGGCCACAACCACCCACCAGUGAUGGUAGACAUGAUGGCGCACGGUGGAUGUUUUCCGUUCUACGAAUCACCUGAGCUGGACGCGCGCAUCAUCGGACUGCCGUACAAGAACAAUCUCACCACGAUGUACGUGAUCAUGCCGAACAACUCGACCCGGGCGAAACUGCAGGCGCUUAUUGCGCGGAUGAGUGGGGACAACCUGCAGCAGAUGAUCGAUCGCAUGAAGAUCAAGACGUCGAUCAUCCUGUUCCCGAAGAUGCACAUCAGCAACUCGAUGGAUUUGAAGCGUGUCCUGCAAACGCUCGGCAGCCGCUCGCUGUUCAGAGCCGACCAAAGCAAUCUUUCCGGUAUGAUGGAAUCUGGGGCUUCAUCGCCGCCGGAGCAGUAUGUGAACCGGUUGCAGGGGGCCACACUAUCGCCCCAGAUGGAGCCGAGACCGACGGUGAACAUUCCUCCGUACGUGCCGAAACCGGCUAUGGGCAGCGUGCCCGAUCUAGCGAACCAGCUGGUAUUUUCGAGGCACGAUAACGACGAGGAUAUGAUGAUGAAAACCACGACCAAUGAGCCAAUGGAAUCCACCGUGGAAGGAUCCUCCCCGAUGCCGACCAACAUCCCUGGAACGAUGCUUCCAUUGGUGCGGAAUAGAUCGAAGCGUGAUGUUAGCUAUAAAGUUCCGAGCAGCAGGCACGUCCAGACGGGGCCACUGAGUAGCAAGGACUUCAUCCUGAACAAGCGCAUCGUCAAGGAGAACGGAUCGGUUGGAAAAAAGAGCUUCCGGAGACGCAGCAAGCGUGAUGCUCAGCAGCAGCUGUACGUCAGUGACGCCGUCCACGAGGUCGACCUGGAGAUCAACGAGACGGGUACGGAGGGUGGCGCGGCUACGGUCGUCACGCUUAACCGAUCCGGCACGAGCGUCGUGUUCCGGGCGGAGGCGCCAUUUUUGGUGGUGAUCCGGAACGAUCGCACCCGGUUGCCGCUGUUUUACGGUGCCAUCUAUGAUCCGCGCAGCUGAAGCAGAGAAGAAUAAGCUGUAGCUGAUGGUAUCAGCAUACUACUAUUUAAUCGCUAGCCGAAUCCAGUGCAAUUAAGAGUUAAGGAGAGCUAUUUUUGAAGACGAAUGCCCAAUGGCAACGACUACAAACGGUUGUAUGUGUAUCGAAUUGUUAGGAUCGAAGUGUGCGGAAGGUUUCCUAGUAACGGAUUUUUUUUUACAAAUAAAUACAUAU